Messenger RNA from Durotheca rogersii, 1173 nucleotides. RefSeq names its product rRNA adenine dimethylase. Gene Ontology annotation, cellular component: mitochondrial matrix. The transcript is spliced from 3 exons. Bases 1 to 1173 code for a protein of 390 amino acids. Gene Ontology annotation, molecular function: rRNA (adenine-N6,N6-)-dimethyltransferase activity. The record is from RefSeq and is a predicted model, not a curated record. NCBI's taxonomy places the organism in Eukaryota, Fungi, Ascomycota, Sordariomycetes, Xylariales, Xylariaceae. Gene Ontology annotation, biological process: rRNA methylation.
AUGGGCAAGGCCAAGACACCCAAGCGCGGAGCCGCGAGCUCGGGUCCCUACGAGCGGCCGUCGAAGCACCCCGCCGCCAACAACGUCUUCAAGUUCAGCAAGGACUUCGGCCAGCACAUCCUCAAGAACCCGGGCAUCGCCGAGACCAUCGUCGCCAAAGCCUACCUCAAGCCCACCGACACCGUCCUCGAGGUCGGCCCCGGCACGGGGAACCUGACGGUCAAGAUCCUGGAGCAGGCGAGAAAGGUCAUCGCAGUCGAAAUGGACCCGCGGAUGGCGGCGGAGACGACGAAACGGGUGCAGGGUAAGCCGGAGGCGAAACGGCUCGAGAUGCUGCUCGGCGACGUGAUCAAGACGCCGCUGCCCGGGUUCGACGUGUGCAUCUCGAACACGCCCUACCAGAUUUCGUCGCCGCUCGUCUUCAAGCUGCUCGCGCUGCCCAACCCGCCCCGCACCUGUGUGCUCAUGUUCCAGCGCGAAUUCGCCAUGCGCCUCACCGCCCGCCCCGGCGACUCCCUCUACUGCCGGCUGUCGGUUAACGCGCAGUUCUGGGCCCGCAUAACUCACAUCCUCAAGGUCGGGCGCAACAACUUCCGGCCGCCGCCGCAGGUGGACUCGAGCGUGGUGCGCAUCGAGCCGAAGCUCGGCGCGGAGCGGCCGGCCAUCAGCUUCGCCGAGUGGGACGGGAUGCUGCGCGUGUGCUUCAACCGGGGCAACAAGUCGCUGCGCGCGGCCUGGCUCGGUAACAAGGGCGUCCUCGCCAUGCUCGAGCGCAACUAUCGCCUCUGGUGCGCCUCCAACGACAUCCCCGUCGACGACGCCCUCGCCGACGAGGAGGACGACGACCACGACGACAACGCGCCGGCCGGAGGGGAGGAGUGGGGCGGCAUCAUGGACAUCGACAAUGACGACGACUACGAUGGCGGUGCUGGCGACGCUAACGGUGACGACGACACGCCGUCCUUCUUCCAGGAGCUCAAGGCCCCCGCCCCGGUCGCCAAGACGAAGAGCAAGCGCAGGAAGACUCGCGUCGCCCUGCUCGUCCGCGAGAAGGUCCGGCGCGUCCUCGAGGACGUGACGGAGCUCGCCGAUAAGCGGAGCGCCAAGUGCGACGAAAACGACUUCCUACGGCUCCUCGCUGCCUUCAACGCCGAGGGGAUCCACUUCUCGUAG